Messenger RNA from Candida dubliniensis CD36, 3459 nucleotides. RefSeq lists its product as uncharacterized. Lineage: Eukaryota; Fungi; Ascomycota; Pichiomycetes; Serinales; Debaryomycetaceae. The transcript has a single exon. The record is from RefSeq and is a predicted model, not a curated record. The coding region runs from base 1 to 3459 and encodes 1152 amino acids.
AUGAUGUUACCUUUUUCUUUUUCCGAUGUAUAUUUCGACAUCUUAAUAAGCACUAUAGCAAACCUAAAUGAAAUGUCAAAUAGCAGAGAUAGUCAUGAAUCUUUAACAUCAUUAGACUCAUCGUCUUCUUUGGCAUCUUCAAGGGUUUCUCCAACACAUGUUGAUGCCCCUAUACCUCUACAAGAUUUAAACCAGCAAAACGAUGACGAAGAAUUGCAAGAUGAUGAUAAAGAUAACAAUAUAGCCAACGCAUAUUUCCCUGAUGGGGAUGAACGAAAUCUUAUACAUUCAAUUAUGGAUGAAAAAACUGAAACUAAACCCACAUUGUGGAGAAAAUUUCUCGAUAUAAUAUGGCCAAACUACAUUUUGAAACAUUUGGAUUACGCCUCAUUCAAAACAGUUUGUCGGAGUUGGUGCCAUGUUUGGUCCUGUGCUGUUUUAACCAUCGUACCCCGAACUUGUCAUUGGCUUGGGAAUGCAGCAUACUUGAUUGUGGUGUUGGGGUUUCUUUCGAUAUCUGGAGGGUCGUCGAUCAUCAUGAACCUCUUGGCUAGUUGUGCCGGAAUUUUUGGAAUGAUGGUUGCAUUUAUUCAUCAUGUUGUGAGAUCAAAAAUAAUAAACGAUAUAAACCACGGAAUAACGUCACAGGAGUUGGCUCAACAACUCAUACAGGAGGGUAGUUGUCAAAUGAAUGAUCAAUUACAAGCUUGUAUUUCGGAACAAAUUUUUACCGGAAGAUACAUUACUACCAAAGCUGCUGCAGUCAGUAUCCUAUCGCUUAUAUCUUUUACGUUUAUUGUUGGGAAUAUUCGACAACAUUCACACCCGUUAUGGGCUUUAGCUUAUGUUGGUGGACAAUUUGGAAAUUGUAUUUUAACCUGUUAUGGCCAUUUUUCACCGUUAUAUCAGCCGUUGGAAAUAGGGCAUAUUGUCCUAAAACCAUUUGGAUUGUCAUUAGUGGCUAAAGUUCUCUCCUCAUUAAUUGUCUAUCCCAGCACAUCAAAUUGGAUGUUUUUCCAAGGAAGUAUAAAGUUUAUGACGCAGUUACAAAAGGCAAUGGACGGCAACACAAAGAUGUUUAAGACAUUGAAACCUUCAGCUCCAAAUUUUUCCAACUACAAGGCGUACAAGAAAGAUAUCACCAAGUUGAGAAGUUCAAUGGCGCCUGCAGAAAAUGUGGCCUCUACUAUUUGGUUAGAGUAUUCUUACGGUAGAUUUGAUGUUGGUGAUGUUGGUGAAUUUAGAUCACUAUUGAAGAAUUUAAUUAGUUCCAGUGCAAGUUAUGCUUAUUUUUAUCAACUAUUACAAGAAAGGACAUUUUAUGCCAAAGAUGAUUUUGCAAUUGUUAGGAAACAAUCAAAUGCUUCAUCACAUUUAGCCCAUGGGCAUGCAAAAUUGUUCAGCGCCAUUCAAGAUUCAUAUAAAAAGGUGGGCAAAUAUGAAUCUGAAAAACGAAUGAAAGUAUUGAGAAAUAGAAUUGCCAUACAUGGUGCUGGAAACCGAAUGACAUUGGGUGGGAUUGACGAAGUGGCCAAGUUUAUGUCCAAACAUUUCACUCCAUUACUAGAAAGUGCAAACUUGGGCAUCCAAAUUGCUAUUGAAUGGUUAGAAGCUGCAAAUGAUUUUCGGGUGUAUGCAUGGCUACCAGGGAAAUGGAAUAUUCAUGUACUGAAGCAAAAGGAAAUGAAUGAAAAAGUUUUUAAAGCUAGAGCCAUAUUAAGGGAUCUGUUGCAUAAGUUUGAAGAUGUCGAGACAAUGAAGAAAAUGAUGGUGGAUUCAACCAAAAGUGAAAAUGAAAUGCUUUUUUUAAUUAGUCAAGGUGUUUUGUUUUUGGAAAUAGCAAAGCAACAGUGUGAAAAUAUUUUGAAAAUCCUCGACUUGUGUUUGGACUUGGAUGAAAGAAGGCCAGAACCCAAGUUUAUAACUUUUUUCACCAAAACUCGGUAUUCUAAACCAAGACAUUUAUCAAGUGACAUGGAUAAGCCAAUGCCCGAUUAUCUAGCUAGUGAUAUUCAAGAACGAGAUGCUGAUAAUUUGCCACCAGCAAAUGCGAUGCAGUUUUUCGGUCUAUAUUUCACAAAAUUGUAUUCGUUUUUCAUCAGUAACAAGUUUUGGUUCUGGAUAAAAGCUGGUGGAUUAAUAACUAUUGGGGCAAUACCAUAUUUUGUGCGAACGACAGCAAGUUUCUAUUAUCAUCACAGAAUGGUGUGGUUGGUCAUUAUGAUCGCAGUUUCAAUUAGUGAAAACACCGGUUCAACAAUUUAUGUCUUUUGUGCCAAAUUGGUGUAUACAUUUUUUGGUGCAAUUGUUGGAAUGGCUGGUUGGUAUAUUGCCUGUGGUAAGGGUAAUGGAAAUUAUUACGGAUAUGGAGCUGUAAGUGCAGUAUUGUUUGUUUAUUUUGUUUAUUUUAGACAUUUUUCGGUGCAUCAAACAUUAUUGCCACAAACUUUGUUUGCUGUGACAGCAGAGUUGGUGAUGGGUUCGUCUUGGGUAGAUGCCAAAUUAUAUCCCAUGACAAAUGUAAAGUAUGGUUUUGAACCAGCUUAUCUUCGGUUUAUUGGUGUUACGAUUGGAUUGUGUAUUGGAUCGUUAGCAGCAAUUAUCCCCAGUCCUGUUUCGUCGAAGGCAUUGGUUCGAGGAAUAUUGGCAGAUGGACUUUCAGAGGUUGGGAAUAUUCAUUGUUCUGUAACAAAAUUUGCUUUGAAAAGAGCAGUCGAUCCUCAUUUUCAUACUGAGCCAAGACAUGAUAUACUCCUAGCUAAAUUCAGAUACUUGUUGUUGAAAGUUGCUCGGUUGUCAACUUUGUUAGUUCCCUUAAAGUUUGAAUUGCCUAUUGCCGGGUAUUGGCCCGAGUCCAAGUAUUUGAGACUACAGGGCUUGAUUACCGAUGUUACUCAACUUUACUUAAUGCUAUUAGUGGCAUUUAACGAGCUCGAAGAUCCUGUACAUUGGUUACCAACAAUUUUCCGGAGGAUUGGUUUUUGCUAUGCUGAGUUAGAAGCAGAUAUUUUUGCUACCAUCCACAUGGCGGCUGACGCAUUGAGAACUAAGGAAGCAUUACCCAAGAUAACCGACGCUAAUAUAUCGGUCAAACAUAUGGAACUCUUAAGAAAACAAUGGGGUAUUGAAAAGAUAUCAUUAAGUGAAAGAUUUUAUAGUAGAAUGAAGAAAACAUGCACCCCCGAAAAUGGUCAUGAGGAAAUCACAAAGGAGUUGGAUUACGAUAAAUUUUUCAGCAACGAUGGGAAACUAAACAUAGUUUCAUUGUUGGUGGCACAUAUGAUAUACAAUCGAUUAGACGAGAUAAUCAUUGUUGUCAAGGGGUUAGUGGGAGAGAUUUACGAUUUAGAUGAGAAUGUUUUAAUUGCAGAGGAAGAAGUUAAUGACGAUGAGGAAGACCAACCAUAUGCAUGGCUUCUGGAGGAGGAUGACGAAAACGAUUUACUAAUACAGAAAUAA